GAAUUUAUUACAAUAAUCUAUGUACUAGACAGUCCAGAUUAGUGAUUACGGCUGCAGCGAAACACGUUGAAAGAAUAUGAAUUUGAAAAUUUUAAAUACGACGGUGAAAUUUAUUAAGUUAAAUGUGAUAAUCGAAGACUUAGUAGUUUUUACUAUUUUCAUAGUUACUAGUAGUAGGUAACAUGGAUCGGAAAACACCGGAACUACGACCAGCGAUUAAUGAAUACUUCAAGGACCCAUCACCAUCAUCUAACUUGUUCGAUAAUAUAUCUUCUCACGCUACAGCUGAAAGUAAACGAGAAGAACCAGCAGUUUGUCGUAUAUUCCAACAAAUUGAAACAAAAAAAACUGAUAUAUUUGAUAUCAUCAAACCCCCAGAAAAUAAUCAUAAUAAUAGUCCAGCAUUUGAUGUCCAAGAACCUACAUUCUUAAAUACUGGAAAUGACAAUGUUGAUUUAAUGGAUAUAUUCAAUCACGAGUAUGAAUUAUCUUCAAUUCCAGCCGAAGAUGAAAGGCGUCGAUUUGCUUGGAUACCAUCUGUUAAAACAAAAAAUACUCUUGAAAAAGCUUCACAAAUGAAUCAUACAUUACCCAAAGAUAUGUUAACCAUGCCUGGUGUUGAAAAUGUUAAUUUUACAACUAAAUUAUAUGAAAAUCUAGUGUCAUAUCUUGGCGAAGCUGAGGCAGCUCCAUUUAAAAGUAAAAAUAUUGAAAAAGUUACACAAGAUGAACAAGGCUUGAAAUUGUUAAUUGAAGACAACAACUUUUCUGAAGCAUUAAACUUGACAACUCGAUUAUUAGGAAUGUAUGGUCAAGGUCCUGGCCAAAUGGGUUAUCCAAGUAAACAUACAAAAAGUUCACUUCAGUUAUGGUUUACAAGAUUUGCAUUGUUAGUGAAAAUUUGUGCAUGGAAAAUUAUUAGCAAGGAAGCAUUAGCCUGGGAUGAUUUAGAUCGUCCAGAUCUCUACAUGCAAUGGUAUAAGGAUCUAUAUGGUAAUAAAUACGGGACUCUUGUACCAUUUAGUUUUAGACUUAUACUUGCUGAGCUACCUCAGUAUGUGAUUUCAUCAACCAAUGUUUAUAAUAAACUAUUCGAAAUACUCGUCGGUGUUAAAAAAAUCAUAUCAAAUUUAGAUAAUGGCCUUACUGAAGAUGGUAGAAAUGUAGAGUUGACAAUUCAAGACCGAAACACUUCAAAAUUACUUUGGUACUCAAGAGAAGCUAAAGUUAUACAUUCAAUUAUUAACUGUGCUGUUAACCAAAAGGAUUUUAAGCUUGCAAUUAAAUUAUUAAAAGAUCUCAUUGAAACACCACGAUUAAAAUAUACAACUGAACACUCCCGGUCACUCUUAUCUGCAAUGGGUCGUAUUUGUUUACAAGUUGGCGAUCUCAAAGCUCAUGGAUACUUUCUAAAAUCAUCUCGACUGAAACCUCAAUUACAAGGAACAAUGGUAGAAAAUAAAGCUGAUUACCGUGAAUUAAUAGAUGCUGCUUUAUUAGCUAUCGCUCAAAAUAAUUACAAAGAGGCGUAUAAACAUUUUGAAAAUGCAUACUUAAUGGACUCAAAUAAAGUCAUGGCUUUAAAUAACAUGGCCACAUGUUUAUUUUAUGAAGGUCAAUUAAAUAAUGCAAUAACAUUGUUGGAAGAUGCUAUACAGAGAUUUCCAGAUUUGGCAUUAAAUGAGAGUUUAUUAUCCAAUAUAUGUUGUUUUUACCAGUUUCAAAAUUCUGCAUCUAAUAAACAGAGAUUACUCAAGUAUCAUAUUAUUUCAAAAUAUAAAAACAGUGUUACUGAUGUUAUUAAUUAAGUGUAAUUUUAUUUAUAUUUUUAAAAUAAUCUGUUAUUUAUUAUUAGUUUAUUAAUGUUAAUUAAAUGUUUUCUUUUUUUUAUGAUUUCAAAUUGACUCAUUUUUAUUUUAUUAUUACAUUUUCAUUUUGUAAAAAGAUAAUUUAUUCUUCGAAAUUAUUAUAUUAUAAUUAAUGGUAAGUAUAAAAACUGAAUAUUCAAGUUAUAAGAAUAUCUGGUUAUUAAAAUCUGGGUUUGAAUCAAAUUCUUAUCUGGAUUUAUAAAUUUGUUUUUAUUCUAUUGCCAAACACAAGAUAAUAAUGGCAGUCAAAAUGAGUCGAAAAUAAGAUAUAGGUAUUAUAUUUUCAAAAAUUUUUAGAAAUUACAUUUAUUAAAAUAUAAAAAUGGACCUACAUUACAAAUAUGGAAUACAAUUUCAGAAAUAAAAAUCUCUAUACUUUUAACUAAUUAAAAUUAUUUUAAUUGUUCUUCA
Messenger RNA from Aphis gossypii (cotton aphid), 2279 nucleotides. Its product is annotated as trafficking protein particle complex subunit 12. The transcript is spliced from 9 exons. Gene Ontology annotation, cellular component: TRAPP complex; Golgi apparatus. The record is from RefSeq and is a predicted model, not a curated record. Gene Ontology annotation, molecular function: protein binding. Bases 183 to 1808 code for a protein of 541 amino acids. NCBI's taxonomy places the organism in Eukaryota, Metazoa, Arthropoda, Insecta, Hemiptera, Aphididae.